AUGUCCACAAACGCCUCAUCUUCGGAAAUAGGCCAAUGUAUUCAAAUUCUGCUCCUUAUAUUUUUUCCGCCAUUAGCGAUAUGGUAUCAUGAUGGAAAAUGCUCCAACGUAGUCUGUCUCAACCUUAUUCUUUGCAUGCUCAUAGUUCCGGGCUUUAUUCAUGCUUGCUGGUACUGCUGCUGUGCCGAAGAGAAGGAAGAGAAGCCAAAAGAGCUUAGCGAAGAACCUGUACUUUCCCCAUAA
Molecule: messenger RNA, 243 nt
Organism: Cylicocyclus nassatus
Lineage: Eukaryota; Metazoa; Nematoda; Chromadorea; Rhabditida; Strongylidae
Source: the annotation of a GenBank genome assembly